Myotis brandtii (Brandt's bat) is the source of this 1198-nucleotide messenger RNA. RefSeq names its product ets variant 7 (gene ETV7). Gene Ontology annotation, molecular function: sequence-specific DNA binding; DNA-binding transcription factor activity, RNA polymerase II-specific. Lineage: Eukaryota; Metazoa; Chordata; Mammalia; Chiroptera; Vespertilionidae. The record is from RefSeq and is a predicted model, not a curated record. Gene Ontology annotation, biological process: regulation of transcription by RNA polymerase II; cell differentiation. The transcript has 7 exons. Gene Ontology annotation, cellular component: nucleus. The coding region runs from base 161 to 973 and encodes 270 amino acids.
CUCGGCUGCUUGGGCUGGAACACUGCUUUGUGGGCUCCACACCCUCUGACUUCCUGGCCACGGAGAGCUUUCUAGGCGCUGACAGGGCUGAGCGGGAUGUGGGGGAGGACUUCACCCUGCUGCCCCCCAAGGCCUCUGCCUCUGCUGCCUGGCAUGAGUGAUGGGGACAGAGUCUGUCUUCCCAGGGAUCCAGCCCGCGCUCUGGAGCCGCGAGGACGUGCUGCACUGGCUGCGCUGGGCCGAGGGCGAGUACUCCCUGCAGCGCACCCGGGAGCGCGGCUUCGAGAUGAACGGCCGUGCGCUCUGCAUCCUCACCAAGGACGACUUCCGGCUCCGCGCGCCCGGCUCAGGUGACGUCCUGUACGAGCUGCUCCAGUACAUCAAGACCCAGCGGCAAGCCCUGGUGUGCGGCCCUUUCUUCGGCAGGGCCUUCAGGCAGAAGAUGCCCCGUGGGCACUGCCCCUGCCCCCAGCAAGAGGGGACCAGGCCCUCUCGGGUGGCCCAGGGAGGCCUCCUGCAGCAGCCACCCGACCUGGAGCUUACCAACUCCUGGAGCCACCUGGAUGCCCCUGGCCUGGCCAGGUGGCCCCCCGGCAGGGAGGAGUCCCCCAGCUUCCCUCUCCGUGGGGAGCUCAGCUGUAGGGCAGAGGGAGUCUGCUCCUUCCCCACGAGGCCGCAGGCCCCCGUCGACGGCAGGAUUGAUGGCAGGAUCGCAGACUGCCGGCUGCUGUGGGACUACGUGUACCAGCUGCUCUCCGACACCAGGUACCAGUCCGUCAUCAGGUGGGAAGACGAGAACGCCAGGAUCUUCCGAGUCGUGGAUCCCAACGGGCUCGCCAGGCUCUGGGGGAACCACAAGAACCGCGUGAACAUGACCUACGAGAAGAUGUCGCGUGCCCUGCGCCACUACUAUAAGCUGAACAUCAUCAGGAAGGAGCCCGGCCAGAAGCUCCUGUUCAGGAUUUCAAUCUAAAAAUGGGACCAGAGGAUACGAAAUGGAGAACUGCAUGCAUGUACCCGCAGAAGAACAGAACUUGAGAACUGAGACUGAUUUCCAUUAAAUGCCCGAUUUACAGAAAACAGAGAUGAUCUCCUGCCCGAUCAAUAUCUGCCAAGAAUCUCUCCCCAUCUCCAAGCUAAUGAGCCCCGUGCUUGGACUCUGCCGGGACUUCCUCUUCUUUGCACCGCCUGCCUAUAA